Molecule: messenger RNA, 1819 nt
Organism: Rosa chinensis
Lineage: Eukaryota; Viridiplantae; Streptophyta; Magnoliopsida; Rosales; Rosaceae
Product: BTB/POZ domain-containing protein At5g41330
Exons: 1
Coding region: 138-1550 (470 amino acids)
Biological process (GO): protein homooligomerization
Molecular function (GO): protein binding
Source: RefSeq, a predicted model, not a curated record
ACAUUCUUUCCUCUGAAUCAGCAAAAAAAAGUUCAACACUUUUCUCUGUAUGAACUUUUUCUGUUCUCCAUUUUUUUUUCCCCCAAAUCGAAUUCUGGGUCAUUGAAAUUUUAGCGUUUUAGCUCAACUCAGCAACUAUGCUCAAGACCAUGGCACCUUCAGCUUUACCCAGAAACGGGUUCAAGCAAAACCACAAGCCUGAAUCCAACAUAGCCACCAUAGAUGUGGGUGGGCAGCUUUUCCAGACCACCAAGCAAACCCUAACCCUAGCCGGCCCGGACUCUCUUCUCUCCAAAAUUUCCGACUCGGCCUCAGCUCACCUCCCUCCUCCGUUCGUCGACCGAGACCCUGAGCUCUUCUCCAUGCUCCUCUCGCUUCUCAGAACCGGAAAUCUGCCAUCAAAGGCCAAAUCUUUGGACCUCCAAGACCUAAUUUUCGAGUCCCAAUUCUACGGAAUCGAAACCCUUUUGAUCAAUUCGCUCUCCAACCCAUCUCACUUCGACGCGUUUAACCUAGAAAAGUCUCUGACUUUGCCCCUCAACGGCCGAGACUCGCCGUCCGUCAUCGCCACGACGCCGUUCGGCUCCGUCCACGUGGCCCACGGCAGCAAAAUCACCUCUUUUGAUUGGUCGCUGAGGAAAAAGUCGACGAUUUUGACCGAGUUCACCGCCGUGGAUUCGAUGCUGGCGAUCUCGACGAAGCUGGCCGCAGUGGGGGCCACAGACUUCUCGGGGCUCCAGAUUAUCGAUCUCGAAAACGGGUCUGUGAGGGAGACUCUGAAUUGGGAGAAUGUGACCCGGUCCGGCUCCACAGUCCAAGCAAUUGGGUCGUCACAGGAGUUUCUGUUUUCGAGUUUCGAAUCCGGUAGGCGAAACUCGAAUUCGAUUAUGAUUUAUGAUUUGAACACAUUGACCCCGGUUAAUGAGAUUGGGCAUUAUGAGAUUUUUGGUGCUGAGAUCAAUUCAGCAUUGCCGGCCACGAAAUUGAAAUGGGUGCCGGGUUACAAUCUGUUGAUGGCUUCCGGGUCUCACAGGGGACCUUCUGGAGUGUGUGGUAAUAUUAAGUUUUGGGAUACAAGGUCUGGGAAUGUGGUUUGGGAAAUACAGGAGAAAGUUGAUUGCUUUUCGGAUGUAACUGUUUCGGAUGACUUGUCAGCAAUGUUCAAGAUUGGUGUGAAUUCCGGGGAGAUGUUCUAUGCGGAUUUGAGAAGUUUGGGAGUGGAGCAGCCUUGGGUUUGUCUCGGUGAUAAGAGGAAAAUGGUGAGUGGUAAGAAGGAAGGUGUUGGGUGCAGGAUUGAAAGCCAUGGAAGCCAAGUUUUUUGUAGCAAGGGUGGGGAUUUGGAGCUGUGGUCAGAGGUAGCGGUAGGCUCUAAGAAGAGGAGUGAAGGCGGGUCAGAAGCUAGGCACUUUAGGAAGAAUGUGAUGGGGAGAAUGAAGGAUAUGGGAGGUUCCAGGAUAACCAACUUGACUUUUGGAGGGAACAAGAUGUUCAUGACCAGGAAGGACCAGCAAUAUGUUGAGGUUUGGCAGAAUUCUGCUAGAGGAUAUUGAUCCCAAAAGGGUUAGUGCUAUUGCUAGAUGGGAAUGAUAUUAUUGAUAUGGUUGAGAAAAUCAGUGAACUUUUUUGUAAUAUAACGUGUUAGCUAGCUUGAUUUGUUUGUAAAUCAUGUUGUAGCUUAGCAAGUCAUCAUUCUUUUGUCUUCUUAUAUCAAGUUAUCAAUUGUUUAUAAAUGAUUUAUUGUACAAAUUCAAUGACAUACAGUUGUAUCAUGUGUUCUGUUUGUAUUAUUAUGAUUGCACCCUGAGGCAUUUGACAUGCU